Molecule: messenger RNA, 1395 nt
Organism: Pseudogymnoascus destructans
Lineage: Eukaryota; Fungi; Ascomycota; Leotiomycetes; Thelebolales; Thelebolaceae
Gene: ERG3
Product: c-5 sterol desaturase
Exons: 2
Coding region: 100-1140 (346 amino acids)
Biological process (GO): lipid biosynthetic process
Molecular function (GO): oxidoreductase activity; iron ion binding
Source: RefSeq, a predicted model, not a curated record
CCCCCCCCAAAUUCAAUUCCUCUUCCUUCCUCCAUCACCCACCACAAAAGACCGCCUUCACUUCUCCUUUCCCACAGCCCCCCGACCUCCGCCGCAGCAAUGGACAUCGCCCUCGAGGUCGUCGACACCUUCGCCCUCGACUAUGCCUACGCCUACCUCCUCCCCGCCGGCCCGGCCCCCUUCGACCUCGCCGGCAGCGGCCUGAACAACCAGACCCUCGACACCCUGGCUUCGACGUGGAUCUACGAGCCCGCGAGUACGUAUCUCAACUUCGCCCCGAGCGCGGCGGCGUACAUGAGUGCCUGGCCACGCGACUACAUCUGGCGGCAGUUCAUCUCGCUGUUCGCAAUCACCUGGAUCUUCGGCCUAGCCCUCUACUUCAUCGUCGCCACAGCAUCCUACUACUUCCUCUUCGACCACGCGACCUUCUCGCACCCCAAAUUCCUCAAAAACCAAGUCCGCCUCGAAAUGACCCAAGCCAACACCGCCAUGCCCGUCAUGUCCCUCCUCACCGCCGCCUGCUUCGUCGCCGAGUGCCGCGGCUACUCCAAGCUCUACGACACCACCGCCGAGGGGCCGGGGACGUGGUACAAUUUCGCGCAGUUCCCCGCCUUUCUCUUCUUCACGGAUUUCUUUAUUUAUCUUAUUCAUCGCGGGUUGCAUUAUCCGGCGAUUUAUAAGACGCUCCAUAAGCCGCAUCAUAAGUGGAUUAUGCCCACGCCGUUCGCGUCGCAUGCGUUUCACCCGCUUGAUGGGUUUGUGCAGUCGAUUCCGUAUCAUGUGUUCCCCUUCAUCUUCCCCCUACAAAAGGUGGCGUAUGUAGGCUUGUUCAUCUUUAUCAACAUGUGGACGAUCCUGAUCCACGAUGGGGAGUUCGUGAUGCAGUCCCCUGUGAUCAAUGGCGCGGCGUGUCAUACGAUGCAUCAUCUGUACUUUAACUACAACUACGGGCAAUAUUUUACGCUGUGGGAUCGCGUGGGAGGGAGUUAUCGCAAGCCGAAUGCCGAGUUGUUCUCUAAGGAGAGUAAGAUGGGGGCGAAGGAGUGGGAGAGGCAGGUUAAGGAGAUGGAGAGGAUUCAGGGUGACGUGGAGGGGAAGGAUGAUAGGAGUUAUGGGGGGGAGACGAAGAAGAAGAUUUGAAGAGGAAGUGAUGAUAGAUGAGUUGCUGGGGUAUCGAGUCCUAGUGACGUGGUGGUGGAGAGUGACAUAGGUGUCGCGGUGCAGAUGGCGUUUUGUAUAUUUAAUAAGAGGGGUGGAAGUCUAUAUGCGCGGUGCGCGAGACGUAAUGGGUGGGAGAUGAAAUGACGAAAAUUGUAGAAAUGGGAGUCAGAAGCUUUGGUUAUAAUAAUAAUAUAUAUAUAUACAGUACAGUAUACGCAACAUCAUACGAAUAUG